Messenger RNA from Arctia plantaginis, 1575 nucleotides. NCBI's taxonomy places the organism in Eukaryota, Metazoa, Arthropoda, Insecta, Lepidoptera, Erebidae. The record is from the annotation of a GenBank genome assembly.
AUGGUCAAGUGUGAAGUACGAGAGAAUGCAGUAAAGGAGGAAAUGCCUCACGAUCAUCUGUUUAAAGUGACUGGCUUGUCUUCUUCAAAUUUAGAGAAAUUAGCUGAAGAAGCCGAACCAUCAGAUUUCGAAAGUGCCAUCGCCGCGACGGGCUAUGGCAAAUUCAACAUUGCUCUCAUGCUUUGCACACUUCCCGCCUUCUGGAGCGCUGUUUCUGUCACCAGCUCAACAAGUUAUAUUUUUACUAGGGCGCAGUGCGAUAUGGGACUAAAUUUAUUAGAUAUGGGGACGAUUGCUGCUAUGACUUAUGGAGGCAUGAUAUCGUCGGCAAUGGUGUGGGGAUUCUUAUCAGAUACAUUAGGCAGAAGAAAGAUUAUGGUAUGGGGAUUUUUCUGCUCUGGUCUGGUCGAAAUUAUGGCUGCUAUGAGUCAAAAUUUUGCGAUGCUUCUUGUAACCAGGUUCGCUAGUGGAUUCCUCUUUAACGGACCUUUCGCGGUCCUGGUCUCCUAUCUCGCAGAACUUCACCGAACGGAGCUAAGGGCUAGAGUAAUUUUGUUAACGAGCCUCUUCUUCACCAUUGCAAAUACAACUCUUCCGCUUCUCGCCUGGGCCAUUCUCACCAAAAAUAUGGACUUCUAUAUCUUUAAUUAUUUCGUGAUUCACUCCUGGAACAUAUUUUUAUUUACGACUGCUCUCAUCCCACUUUUGACUGGCUUGGCCUUUCUCUGCUUGCCGGAGAGUCCCAAAUUUCUCAUGUCACGAGGGAGAAACGAAGAAGCCUUGGUCAUCUUCAGGACUAUAUACAAAUGGAAUACUGGGAAACCUGCUGAAGAGUUUCCGGUAAAAACCUUAGUGGAGGAAAAGAACGAGCAGCAAGGUCAAGGAAUAGCUGCACUCAAAGGUGGCUGGGCACAAAUGGCGCCAUUGUACAAGCCACCUCACCUCAAAUGGUUGGCCCUGAUCUGCUUUAUACACAUUGGCUGUAUGUUUGGGUCCAACACAAUACGUCUCUGGUACCCGCAACUAGCAGCCAUGAUCGGCUCGGAUUCGCAGGGUCUAUGCUCUGCUAUCGCACCUGCCAACCAGCCUGCUGCAGAUGAAACCUGCGUUCCCAUCGCUACUGAUAUGCUGACAUAUCUUCAAAGCGUUGCUGUUGGAGCCGGAUCUGUGCUCACUUAUGGAAUUGGAGGAAUAUUCAUCAAUAGAUGCGGCAAGAGAUUGGUGGCAAGCUUUUGUGGUAUAGCAAGCGCUCUUCUAAUAAUUCUGAUGCCGUUCCUCGGCAACAGCGCGUUUGCUGUAGUGGCGAUGGUGACCACAGCGAUGGCUCUGACAUCCUUAUGUGGCGCUUCUUUAUCCAGCAUAACAGUGGACUUAUUCCCUACUUCUCUCAGAGUAAUGGCCAUGUCAACGUUCCUCAUGAGUGGCAGAGCAGGCACCAUCACUGGUACUGUGAUCUUCCCAGCACUUAUAGACUACGGCUGCCUACCGCCUUUCCUAACCAUUGGCGCCGUUCUAAUAGUGUGCGGUUUAGCGUGCUUCCUAGUGCCGAAUACAACUCUGAAGAAAUUGGAAUAA